Molecule: messenger RNA, 735 nt
Organism: Ambispora gerdemannii
Lineage: Eukaryota; Fungi; Glomeromycota; Glomeromycetes; Archaeosporales; Ambisporaceae
Source: the annotation of a GenBank genome assembly
AUGACUUCUUCCAUUCCCGAUCCACCAACUUUCUACACCCGUUACACUGACACUAAUCUAAAACUUCUCGAAAAGAUAAAGAGCUAUAAAGGAAGCAAAAAAGAAGCUUUAAAUGAAUUCAAAGACGAACUGCCGCAAGAUUUUGACAUUACUGAAUUAGAACCGCCUAGACCUAUUGUUGAAGGUUCUUAUAAUGUCUUUGGUUUAACUUGGCAGGUUGUUUCGGUGAACGCGACCUUAGAUGAAAAUACCCCACGACUAUAUCCAGAAGGAGACUUUGAUCGGCAAACUGAACUCAAAAAACUUAACAAAAGACUAUGUAGAAAGUUCAUUGCGUUACUUGGGUCAUUGAGCGCAGAACCUUUUGAUGAAAGUAAACCAACCACGAUCAGUAAAGAUUUACAAGACACAUUUAUGAAUAUAAAGCAGCUGUUGAAUGAGUACCGACCACAUCAAGCACGUGAGACAUUAAAGUUGAUCAUGGAGAAUCAAUUGAAUGAAAGAAAGCGAGCAACACAGGAAGUAAAAAAGCGAUGCUCACAAUUAAAAGAUCUGUUAUCAAUGGUGAAGCAUAAAUGGAGUACAACUGAUCAGCUAAAGAUGACUAUGCCGGACAAUUCUCAGCUCGGACAAUUUCUUCCUGCGCGCCAGCAAAACUCGCAAUCCAUAUCAUAUAAUUUAGGUCCGGCGACUUCAAAUCAGAUGCUGCAAUUAAUCGAUUCACUUCAAUUAUAG